Messenger RNA from Mytilinidion resinicola, 880 nucleotides. RefSeq lists its product as uncharacterized. The transcript has 2 exons. Lineage: Eukaryota; Fungi; Ascomycota; Dothideomycetes; Mytilinidiales; Mytilinidiaceae. Bases 103 to 714 code for a protein of 203 amino acids. The record is from RefSeq and is a predicted model, not a curated record.
GAGAAAGUGUAGUGGACUGACGAUGCGCUGACGACGACGGCGGUGAGCGAGAUGCAUGCGGAGUUGCUUCUCAACUCAACAACUUCAUCUGUUUGAAGGCGGAUGGUGAGGGUGCGAUUAUGCUGCAUGCGUCACAGGUUUGCUGUGACAUCUGCGUGUUCUGUAUGGACCCUCGACCUGGUUAUUGGAAACCCCCCUCCGCCUCCCUCUUCCGCCUCCCCCGGGAUUCGAAUCACUCUAUCCUACUCCCCAACUUCAACAUUCACAAGGUCUAAAAUUCUCUCAAAGAUACCAAAGCUACUAAACCACGUUCUCAACUCCCUCAACCAGCAUAUUCCGAGCGCACAGAUGGUGGGACCCUCCACCUUGAACCACACUCCAGUGUUAAAGUCUCAACUCCUUAAAGCCUUCUCAAUGGUGUCAUUGGCAUUCUAUAAGCCUGCUUCAGCUUCCUCAUUCGCAAACAGACAGCUCGAAUCGAAGACUCACCUCUCCAAGAACUUCGAAAUUCUGUCGUACCCGCCAACUCCUAUUAGUCGUCACUUCUUCUUUUGCAAAGGCAUGUAUCUUCAUGUAGAGUUAUGGGUUCUUGUACCUUGUGGAGUGUCCUUGUAUUCCGCUCUCGUUGGCAGCAUAGAUCGUCGUACCGAGGACGAGGAUGCUGAAGGUGAGGAUCGCAGAAGCGAAGACGAGGACCAUGAAGUUGAAGCAUGAAGCGUGGGGGUUUGAGAUUACAGCAUACUGAUGUGGAGGACAAUUAUAGAAGCUGUGAUGGGAUAGAGGGAGGAGUAGAGAUUCGGAGGCUUAAAUACGGAAUACUGCACUCUAAGAUGUGGAUCGUGGUUGAAUUGAUGGUGUCCCGUGGUCGAGGAAGGGGCGG